AUGAAUUUAGACAUAAACUUUAAAAAAAAAAAUGAUUUAGGAGAGAAAAAAGUUAUUGAAAUUAAUAAUAUAAAUAGAAUUAUUUUAGAUAUAUUAUGCACAGAAGCUAUAAGGAAAAUUAAAUUUAUUUUGCAUAUAUUAAAAGAAUUAUUAAAAAAAAAAACGAACAUUUUACAUGUAUAUAUAAGUAAUAACAUUGAUCAUUUGUCAACCGAAAACAAAAGAAAGCAAAUAUUUAAUUCAUUACAAGAUCAAAUUGAAUUAUGUGAAAAUGAAACUCAUUAUAAUCUAAUAAAAAAAAAAAUUGAAAAAUAUAUUGAUUCCUUAAGUGAAACAAAUGAAAUAUUAUGUCAAAACUCACCUACUGAUAGAAAUAUAAAAGAAAAUAGAAAUAAAGUAAUUGAAGAUGGUACCCUCCUUCUAAAUAUAUUUAGAAAAAUAAAAAAAUUAGAUUUCUCAUCCGUUUCAGAUGAAUUGAAUAUGUUUAAAGAUGAGCAGAAUUUACUUCUUAAUUUAAAACAAAGUGUCUAUCAUAAAAAACAGAUAAUCAAUAUUUUAAACGAACAAAUAAAAGAACAAAUAGAAAAUACCAAAAAAAAAAAGGAAAAAAUUGAAGAAAAAAUUGAGCAAAUAGAGAAAAGAAAAAAAAUUUUUUUUGUAAAAUCUAUGCUUUAUUAUAUUUAUAAAGAGGAAUAUGUUAAUGCAAAAGUGUCAAAUUAUAAUAUGAAUAUAAAUCUGAAGUAUGAUUCAACUAAAAAAUCAAAGGAAACAAUGGAAGAAGAUUUAAAAUCUUAUGAGAGUAUUAAUGAUUAUAUUAAGAUGUUUUUAAAUAAAAGAAAUGAUCAUCUACAAAAUAUCCAUGAUGAAUUAGUUGAUUAUUACGAAAAAGAAAAAAUUAAAAAGAAUAAAGAAUUAGAAGAAAUAAAUAAUGAAAUUUAUAAUACUAUUAAAAGCAUAGAAUCAAAAAAGAAUAAAAUAAUUCAAUAUGAAGAAGUAAACAAAUUACAUGAAACAGAGGAAAAAACAAAAAUGAAAAAAGAAAUUGAAAAAAAAGAAUUUUUAAAACAAUAUAAUGAAUCAAUAUUAUUUCUACAACAUAUAGGAAGAAAUAAAAUAAAAGAUUAUGAAGAAAAAAAGAAAAAAUUAAAAAAAAAGACAAAAAAAAAAAAAUAA
Plasmodium gallinaceum is the source of this 1173-nucleotide messenger RNA. Its product is annotated as conserved Plasmodium protein, unknown function. The coding region runs from base 1 to 1173 and encodes 390 amino acids. The transcript is spliced from 6 exons. The record is from RefSeq and is a predicted model, not a curated record. NCBI's taxonomy places the organism in Eukaryota, Apicomplexa, Aconoidasida, Haemosporida, Plasmodiidae.